AACGGUAGCCGCAGCCAACUUGACGUACAUCUCUCUUUCCGGUUUAGGAUUUUGUUCCGUGUGCUUGUUCUCUUUCGAGCUAAGGCCGAUUAUUAUAAAACAUUAAUUUUUGGCAACUUGCACCAAUUAUUAAUUAAUAAACAUACAGUUUAACCAUGUCGACAAAAGCUGAGCUCGCCUGCGUAUACGCUUCCCUCAUUCUGGUUGAUGAUGAUGUUGCCGUCACCGGUGAGAAAAUCUCGACCAUUCUGAAGGCCGCCAACGUUGAGGUUGAGCCCUAUUGGCCCGGUCUGUUCGCCAAGGCAUUGGAAGGCAUCAACGUCAAGGAUCUGAUCACCAACAUUGGCUCCGGUGUCGGUGCUGCCCCCGCUGGCGGUGCUGCUGCCCCUGCUGCUUCUGAUGCGCCCGCCGCCGAAUCCAAGAAGGAGGAGAAGAAGAAGGAAGAGGAAUCCGAUGUCUCCGACGAUGACAUGGGUUUCGGUCUCUUCGAUUAAGCAGCAGCAGCAAUCCUUGCAACAUCAACAAACGUCAUUCGCUGUUAUGUGUAAUUUGAAAAGUGAAGUUUUUACUUUUCCCACUUUUCGUACACGUUUUAAUGUACAACUGCUUGGAAAUAUAAAAAAGAUUUACUAAACA
Drosophila grimshawi is the source of this 636-nucleotide messenger RNA. It is a transcript of the gene RpLP1, whose product is annotated as 60S acidic ribosomal protein P1. Gene Ontology annotation, molecular function: structural constituent of ribosome; protein kinase activator activity; ribonucleoprotein complex binding. The record is from RefSeq and is a predicted model, not a curated record. Gene Ontology annotation, cellular component: ribosome; cytosolic large ribosomal subunit. NCBI's taxonomy places the organism in Eukaryota, Metazoa, Arthropoda, Insecta, Diptera, Drosophilidae. Gene Ontology annotation, biological process: cytoplasmic translation; translational elongation. Bases 156 to 494 code for a protein of 112 amino acids. The transcript is spliced from 2 exons.